AUGCAUCGCGCAAAGGUGACGAACUUGCUGCAAAUCCAUGGGUGCUCUCUUUCGUUCUACUGGCCACAAAUGCAUCGGGCCAUUCGUGUGCUCGGAUGGGCGGAGCGUGUGCCGCGCAGUGUAUCCCAGGCCUACUUUGAUACUCGACCCGUCGGCAGCCGGAUUGGUGCGUGGGCAAGUCCACAAAGCCAGGUGAUCCCGUCGCGCGAGUCGCUCGAGUCACUUAUUGCAGCAUGCCAACGCAACUUUGAUAAUCCGACCUCAGACGACGCGCACAUUCCUGUACCCGACCAUUGGGGUGGGUACAUUGUGGUGCCUGAUGAGAUUGAGUUUUGGAUCGGACGGACGAAUCGCUUGCACGGACCGGUGUCGGUACUCGCGCAAUCCCAACACCACGCUGCCUGUCUCGGAUGCAUCGUCUUGGGUGCUUGA
This is a messenger RNA of Malassezia globosa CBS 7966, 432 nucleotides long. RefSeq lists its product as uncharacterized. Bases 1 to 432 code for a protein of 143 amino acids. The transcript has a single exon. Gene Ontology annotation, molecular function: FMN binding; pyridoxamine phosphate oxidase activity. Gene Ontology annotation, biological process: pyridoxine biosynthetic process. The record is from RefSeq and is a predicted model, not a curated record. NCBI's taxonomy places the organism in Eukaryota, Fungi, Basidiomycota, Malasseziomycetes, Malasseziales, Malasseziaceae.